Molecule: messenger RNA, 2655 nt
Organism: Paracoccidioides lutzii Pb01
Product: DNA damage-inducible protein DIN7
Exons: 3
Coding region: 1-2655 (884 amino acids)
Biological process (GO): DNA double-strand break processing; mismatch repair; DNA recombination
Cellular component (GO): nucleus
Molecular function (GO): 5'-flap endonuclease activity; 5'-3' DNA exonuclease activity; metal ion binding
Source: RefSeq, a predicted model, not a curated record
AUGGGGAUUGCAGGACUCCACGGCCUCCUCAAAUCCAUCCAGAAACCAUGUAGCCUGCGCAAAUUUAAAGGCCAGACCCUAGGCGUCGACGCUUAUGGCUGGCUCCAUCGAGGAACAGUCGCGUGCGCCAUCGACCUCGCUCUCGACAAGCAUAAUACCAGAUACGUCGACUUCGCCAUGAACCGCGUCCGCAUGCUCCUCCACUUCGGCAUAAACCCCUACCUAGUCUUCGACGGUGACAACCUCCCCAGCAAAGCAGGCACCGAAUCCUCCAGAGCCAAACGGCGCGAAGAGAGUAAAAGGCUCGGCCUAGAACUAUUCCAUGCAGGCCGCUUAUUCGAGGCCCAGCAGGAGCUGCAGAAGGCCAUCGACGUCACACCUUACAUGGCCCGGCUGAUGAUCGAGGAGCUGAAACGGGUGAAGGUGCAGUAUAUCGUUGCACCUUACGAGGCGGAUGCGCAGCUCGUCUACCUCGAGCGCCAGGGGAUUAUUGACGGGAUCAUAUCGGAGGAUUCGGAUAUGCUUGUCUUUGGAGCGAAGAGGUUGUUGUCUAAGCUUGAUAAGCAUGGCGAUUGUGUGGAGAUUAAUCGAAGUGAUUUUACGGCUUGUCAGGAUAUUAGUUUGAUUGGGUGGACGGAUGCAGAGUUUAGGGCUAUGUGCAUUCUUUCCGGUUGUGACUAUCUGGAUAACCUGCCGAGGAUGGGGCUGAAGACGGCGUAUCGAAAUAUAAGGAAGUAUAAAACUGUCGAAAAGACUAUGAAAAUGAUUCAGUUUGAAGGGGGUAGUCGGGUCCCCCCGCAGUACCUGGAGGAUUUUAAACGGGCUGAAUUUACCUUCUUGCAUCAGUUGGUGUUCUGCCCCGUCGCUAGGAAGCUGGUUACAUUGUCCCCGCUCUCAGGUGACAUGACGCUGGAAAGUAUGCCAUUUGUCGGUGCGGAUAUAGAUCCAGAUACGGCUAUCGGGAUCGCCUGCGGGGACCUGGACCCCAGGACGAAGGAAGCUAUAGUUCUACGACCGUCGUACCCGGAGCGAUCGAGGUUGGUUCGACGCCAGACCAUGCCGGCGUCGGUGGGGUUUAAGAAACCCGGAACACCUAUAAAUGCAUACUUCACGCCAAAACGCGUUCCGCUGGGUGAAUUGGACCCGAACAGCCUCACGCCCUCACCUAGUCAACAACGGCUUUUAGAUGCGAAUACACAGCGGUCGUGGGUGGCUAGCUCGGCACCGGCGAGGGUCAGUGGUCGCAGAAUGGAUUCUUCCGCUUCAUCAUCUUCUUCUCCUUUCUCGAUUUCCACUUCCAUUUCCACUUCUACUGCAACUUCAGCUCCUGGCCCUGCUCCUGCGCUUUCCAGGCUGGCAUACGAAACGCCACAGAGCAGCGAGAGGGAAAGGUUCCUCGCCAGCGCUUCAACCGUGUCGAAGUUCCAGCCUGUUAAGCGGCAGCGCCUGUGUUCGGAUGCCGACGAGGAGGUGGCUGCUGCUUCUGUGCUAGGGGCUCCUGAUGGGGAACGAAGUCGGUUCUUUACUGCGAGUGCUGUGGGGGCCAAAAGCAGUCCGACGGCUAGCAUUGGUAUUAGUGGUCGGGAGAAUGGAAGGGUUAAGAAGGCUAGGAUGUCGGAUUUUGGUGUGUUUUCGGACGAGAUUGUGGAAGGUAUCAUGGUGCAGCUUCCGGGUGGGGCGGGGUUGGAUGGUGGGACUCCGGGUUGUGAAAUGGGUUUGUCUCCGAGUACGGUAGCGAGAAGCGAUGUGGAUGUGAAGCGGGAUACUGGGGAUACCCAGGAGAGUGUGGCUGUGGAAGAAGAAGAAGAAGAAGAAGAAGAAGAAGAAGAUAAUAGUACUGCAGCAUGCACGACUGGGUUGACACAGGCGAUGAUGGGGGUUUCAUCUGGUAUUGAGGGUGAAGGUGAUCCCAAGUUGCUCAUCGAGCCGUUUGAAUACGACUGCGAUGACAACGACGCAAGCAAGGCAAAGACGACGAGGACCUCGAAGUUACUUGAUAGAUUUGCGUUCGUCGAAUCGAAGGCGCAAGCCGUGAAACAGGCUGCUGAAAGCAAACUGGUGCAUGAUAUUGCAAGAAAAAAGGCGCCUAUCUGGGAGAGCUCCAGUGCGAUACUCCAGCAGCAGCAGCGGGUCCGUGCGCGGGAUCUGGCGCGGAUGACGCCCUUGCAGCGCCUGAGACAGGCUGCGUUGCAUCGGUCUAAGUCUAUGGAGUGUUUGAGGUCGACGCAGUUGGUGCGUGAUGCAGAUAGGUUUGAUGAUUGCGGGGAUGAUGGCAGGGAUGAUGGGGAGGAGAAGACGAGGAGAGAAGAGGAGGAGGAGAAGGAGGAGGAGGAGGAGGUUGGUUUUGUCAGUGAUGAUACGCCGUUGCGACUUCGGCCUGUGUCAUUGCCCAUGAAGAAGUUUAUGGCACAAACUGAGGGACCAUGUUUGCCUGUGUUGAAUUUGAAAGAGGGAGGGAGGGGGAGUGAGGAUUUUAUUGUGCCGGACAGUGAAGAGGAGGAGGAGGGGGAGGAGGUGGUGGAUUUGGAUUUGUUGCGGAAUGAUGUGGGAAAGGUAGGGGAAGAGGAAGAAAAGGGGAAGGGGGACGCUGCUGCUCCAGCUGCUGUCGCUGUUGAUGCGGACUUUAAGCGCUUCCUGUUCACGGCUGGUAGGUGA